AUGGCUAUUCUGAACAUAUUCCAGAGCCUCUCGUUGUCUUCAAUAAUACUAUCCGUUACCGUCCUCGGCUCUCUUGCUUUCUGCCUAACCUUCCUUUCACGCCGCCCCUCUUUCCCUAAAAAUGCACCGCCGCUCUUCCGUGGAGGCUAUCCAAUACUAGGUGCCUAUCAAUUCUUCACUCGGCGAUGGGACUUCUUCCGCCAUGCAAGCGCAGCAAGCCCGUCGGGCAAUUUCAGCUACUAUAUCGGACAGCAUGCCGUCGUCGGUUUGUCUGGCGAUGACUCUCGGAAAGCGUUUUUCGAAAACAGGGGCCUUGGAUUCGCCGAGGGAUAUGCCGUUCUGUUCAACAUGUCGCCAAAGGUUGAUACGGAAAAGGAGGAGGAUAUGGUUUCAGGUUCCUACUUCAGCUCCCGGAUAACCCGCAUGCUCCGCAAGGAGAACUUCGUUAGAGGUCUGCCGCAGCUUAUCAAGGAUACGCGUGCUCGUCUCGACGCCUUGGCCGCUGAUCCGAGUGGUAUCACCGACCCUUUCGAGAGCAUCUAUAAGAUCGUAUACCAGCUAACGAUGCGCACUGUCGGUGCAAAUGAAAUUGCUGACGACCCCGUACUACUCAACAAGACGCUCUCGCUUUUCGAAACAAUAGAGCAUUCUUCCCAACCCAGCACCAUAAUUUUCCCCUGGUUAGCGUCGCCUGCUAUGAUCAGGCGGUAUAUCGCCGGAGGUAAAUUAUACAUGGUCUUCAAGAGCAUCGUGGAUGACAGGAAAAGAACUGGAAGGCGAGAGGACGAUGCAUUGCAGUAUCUGAUUGACCAGGGUGACAGCGUAAACCAGAUUAUUGGCUUCGUCCUCGGUGCCCUCUUCGCCGGCCAACUGAACAGCGGCAUCAACGCCUGCUACGUCCUCUGCUACCUCGCUCAGAACCCGCACUGGCUGUCCGAAGCGCGCAAAGAAAUCACCGCCGCUGGCGCAAAACACUCUACCAACCCCGAUCAGCCCCUGGUGGAGCAGCUCGCCAGUCUCUCACUCGAGGCCUGGGAGACUGAAUUCCCCCUCCUCGACAUGUGCCUCCGCGACAGCAUCCGCCUGCAGCUCCUCGGCACCGCCUUCCGCCGCAAUGUCAGCGGGCACGCCAUCAAAAUCGGCACCGAAGUGAUCCCCAACGGCGCAUUCGCGACCUACCACCUCGACGACGUGCAUCAGGAUCCCGCCAUCUACCCCGACCCGGAGACGUGGGAUCCUUCGCGGUACAUGCCGCACCGCGCCGAGGACAAGAAGAAGCCUCACGCGUUUGUGGGGUGGGGAUCAUCGAUUCACGUGUGUUUGGGCAUGCGUUUUGCGAAGCUGGAGCAGAACAUUAUCGUGGCGUUCUUUGUGGCCAUGUUCGAUUUCGAGGUCACGGAUCGCGAGGGGAGGAGCAUGAAGCUGCCGAAGACGGAUCGGAAUGGACAUGCGGCGAGUAAGCCAUCCAAGCCGGUCUAUCUGAAGUAUCGGGUAAGGGAGAAGUCGGGAGCGUGA
Coniosporium apollinis CBS 100218 is the source of this 1515-nucleotide messenger RNA. RefSeq lists its product as uncharacterized. Lineage: Eukaryota; Fungi; Ascomycota; Dothideomycetes. Gene Ontology annotation, molecular function: heme binding; oxidoreductase activity, acting on paired donors, with incorporation or reduction of molecular oxygen; monooxygenase activity. Gene Ontology annotation, biological process: sterol metabolic process. The record is from RefSeq and is a predicted model, not a curated record. The transcript has 5 exons. Bases 1 to 1515 code for a protein of 504 amino acids.